AGGUCUGGUGCUAGGUGCAAUGGUGGGUGCUUUGACCCUUGGGUCGUCACUGCCCAGUUUCAUCCGAGGGGUUGCAGGAGAGGAUGUUAAAUGGCAAUAUGUGAUCCUGGCAUCUACAGGCUUGGCAGCAGUGGGUGCGCUGUCUGUGCUGCUGCUGGGUCGGGACGGGCCCUACUCAACGCCUCUGAAGGUGAUCAAAGUGUCAGCUGUGCCGCAGUUGUUCAGAGUGCCCAGUUUAUUGCUGGCUAUUCUUGCAUAUACAUGUCAUAACUUUGAGCUGUAUGCCGUUUGGUAG
This is a messenger RNA of Sphaeroforma arctica JP610, 295 nucleotides long. RefSeq lists its product as hypothetical. The transcript is spliced from 2 exons. The record is from RefSeq and is a predicted model, not a curated record. NCBI's taxonomy places the organism in Eukaryota, Ichthyosporea, Ichthyophonida. The annotation marks the transcript as partial.